Molecule: messenger RNA, 2169 nt
Organism: Peronospora matthiolae
Lineage: Eukaryota; Oomycota; Peronosporomycetes; Peronosporales; Peronosporaceae
Source: the annotation of a GenBank genome assembly
AUGGCGAGCGCGCCGCGCGAUGACAGCGCGCCUGCUCCUGCGCUGCAGCAAGGGCAGUGCGAGAGCAGCGAAGCGGCCGGUAUGCUGCAGAUCUUGCGGGCGAAGCUCGCUGACGCUGAGGAGGAGAACUUCGAUCUGCGCGCGAGCAUGGCGCUGUUUGAGACCGAGACGCGACUCGAGAGCGACAAGAAGGAGCGCGCGAUGCAGAGUCGAGUGAAGGCGAUCGAGUCGCAGCUCGCCUUCGUGUCCGAGAAGCUGCAGACGGCCGAGCGCGUCAAGCUGCGCACGAGGAAGGAGGUGGAGGAGCUGCAGCAGAAGCAGCUGGUCGAGACCAAGCGACGUGACGCCGAGCGACGGCUGCUCGCGACCAAGCGACGCAGGCAAGAGACGAGACCUGAUGCCAGUCAGUCAACAACGACGACGCCGUUGUCUCAGCAGCAGCAGCAGCAAGUACUGGCUGUGAAGACGGGCGUGGCAGUGGUCGAUACCGGUAUCCAGACCGAGAUCGAGGUGCCAGAAGCAGAGGAAACGAGCGGCAGCUGGAGGAGGACGACGCAACUCAAGGAACAGAAUGCCAAACUUGUGUCGUGUCUCUUGACGGGACCGUCACGGGAUCUGCUCACGCUGCUGCAUGGUGCUCUUGUCGGGGAGCGGCCAGGAGACGAGGCAGGAGACGAGCAGCGCACGUCGCAGACGCUUUCACCAGGAUGCAGUCAUCAUUCUGACAAUAGCCCGUUGUUGACGCAGUUUCUACCAAAUUUAUCGGGGAACUCGUCGCUGAACGAGUCGAUGCAGUACUCUGCGAACGGGGCUGCUGCGGGCGGUGCGACUGCUGGUGUCGUGUACUCUCAAAGUGUCUUUUCGCAGGUCACGACGAGGUCUGUAGCUCCUCAUGCGUCGUCAAUGCUGAGCACAGAGCUCAUGGACACGACAAAAGCAGUGCAGAAAACAGUUGUUGCAACUGAUCGUGCUAAAGAACUGGUUGAUGUCUUGGGGAAGAUGCUGAAAGGAGACGUGUCGGCGGUCGCGCUCGCUCCGGUAUUCAUUAAGUACUUCACGGCUCAUAAGGAUAUUGCAUGGCCGUUGAUGUGCAGUGUGCUGGGGGUCAUGUACGUGGUGAUGCACCAUUGCGCUCAUUUUCAGCGCUUUCUUCUUACCGCGUCAGUACCUUUUGACGCAACUGUAUCUUUGCAUACUGGAGAUCAGAGACUUACUGGCAGUACGGAGCAUCCGCGUGUAGCGUUAUCAGGAUUGCGGGUCUCGUUGUUGGGUGAGUACUUGUCAGCUCGAUCCGAGCGUGUUUCUAUGUUGCAGAAGGAGUCGUCGGAGCUCUCGGAGACGAACGCUACUUGCGAACGAAACGAACUUCGCUCCAAGCUGAUGAGUGCACUUUGCCGGAUGAUUAAGAGCAAAAUGGAGGAGUCCGCGGUCGUGAAAGAUGGUCUGCGCGUACUCUGUUUCUGGGCGGAUCUCGGGUUUGGCCAUUGUCCUGCAUUGGCGCCAGACUUUAAACCGCUGUUCGCGAGUAACAGCAUCCCACGCAUCUUGAUGACUGCGGAGGGUAGCGUCACUGUCAAGGCGCAAGCACUCAGACUGCUGUCCCGACUGCUACGAGUUCCCGAAGUGUUUGCUGAACUGAAGAUCGACUCGACAAAAUCGUUGCUCUUUCAUCGAUGCGCAAAGAUGCUGUCAUGCAACAAGGAGGAUCUUGCUAUCGAUAAAGCCAGCGAUAUGCGCGCGUUUCAGCACGAGAUUGUGAAAGUAUUUUGGUCGAUGAUCACAUCGUUUCCGUCCGAAGGGAUUCGCUUCGUGCUUGAAAGUACUCAUGGUCUUGCCAGUGACCUUGAUGGAUAUCGGUCGAUACUUUAUUACCUGGCACAGCUGCUGGAUCAGGAGACAUUUGAGGCAAGAACUAGUGGCGACAGUGGCGUGAUGCAAGAAUUGGUUAGAGACCGGAUUCGCUGGGAUUUGAUUCGGAAUGCAUUUGAGCUGCUGGCUCUGCUUUCGCGGUACGUGGACCUACGAACCGAGUUAGGUGGAGACGACCAAGUGCAAUCAUUUCUCGCAGUUUUGCAUUUUCUCAGCAACCUUACUCAUGACGACAUGCAAAAGGACUCGAUAGUUGCAUCUGCGCGCUUUAUAGCUCUAACGAUGACCUUGUCUGGGUGA